This is a messenger RNA of Hyaloperonospora brassicae, 915 nucleotides long. NCBI's taxonomy places the organism in Eukaryota, Oomycota, Peronosporomycetes, Peronosporales, Peronosporaceae. The record is from the annotation of a GenBank genome assembly.
AUGCGGCGUCGACCUGACCACCACAGCAGCGCGCGUUUCGACGCGUCUGAGGCUGUGCAGCAAACGCGUUACGGCGAUACAGAGACAGAUAUCGGCGUUGCGCUCGUCAAAUCAGUCGCCGGUCGAGCUCUCAAGUCGCCCAAAGUUCGUCUCGGGUUCGUGCUCUGGGCGGUCGGGCUCUUCUUUAUGCUAUUGGCUCCGGGACUACGGACUGUUACACCGGAGAUGAAGGCGACGUAUGAAGGAAUGGUUGUUGAGGCGGCCAAUAUGCCCGAGUACCACGAAGCUCAUGCCAAGUACACUGGAGCUCAAGCCCAUGCAGACGAAGCCAAAGUCUGGUUCUGGCGGUUCCGCGAGCCGUACAAGACGCUGGUGCAUCAGCGCCAGUCCGAGGCCGACAAGUGGGCAGCUGAGCUCUCGAGGAGGGAACAGGAACAGGAAGACAAGAUGAAGAAGGCUCGAUCGUAUGUCGGUCUCUGGUCCGACUUUGGUCUAGCUGACGUCCGGGCGCGGUUCUGGAGUGCGUUUGAAAAGGGCAAGCUCUUUGCUCAGCAGCAGACUUUUUACCACAUGAUCAUGCGGGUCUUGUCGGCUCGAGAUGAAGACGUGCUGAGCAUGGUGCUCAAUUGGGUCUUUGUGGCCGUGAUGAAUUUCACGACGGGACUGCUGGGUGCGCUCUUUUACUUCUUCUUCUCGCUCGUGAACAUGGUGUUUUCGUACCAGCCUGAUCCACUCAGUGCGGCGACAUUUGUCGUGCUUGGCUUUAUCGGGGCGGCGAGCGUCGUGGCCUCGUAUUUAUUCGCGAUCUACGGUAUGGUGGCGACUGGCGUCUACGUGGUUGGCAAGGUCGUCCUUCGCGAUGCUCUCGAACAGGAACGCCGGCAGCAACUGCGCGGUGGUCGACCGGAAUGGUAG